Calidris pugnax (ruff) is the source of this 2386-nucleotide messenger RNA. It is a transcript of the gene COL10A1, whose product is annotated as collagen, type X, alpha 1. Lineage: Eukaryota; Metazoa; Chordata; Aves; Charadriiformes; Scolopacidae. The record is from RefSeq and is a predicted model, not a curated record. The transcript has 3 exons. Bases 124 to 2130 code for a protein of 668 amino acids. Gene Ontology annotation, molecular function: protein binding.
UGACUGCAGCAAGAGGAGCACCUCUGACUUCAGAAAGCAGGGACUUUCGGUGACAGCUGGCAAGCAGACACUCCCUCUAUCGAGGGACAGCUUUCAUUCAACUACAAGGACGGAUUUGGAAACAUGCAUUUACAAAUAUCCUUACUGCUGCUGUUUUGUCUGAACAUUGUCCAUGGUAGCGAUGGAUAUUUUUCUGAGAGAUACCAGAAACAAUCCAGCAUUAAGGGGCCACAUUUUCUACCAUUCAAUGUAAAGAGUCAAGGUGUGCAGAUAAGGGGUGAACAAGGACCCCCUGGUCCCCCAGGCCCUAUCGGACCACGAGGACAACCAGGACCUGCAGGAAAGCCAGGCUUUGGAAGUCCUGGUCCCCAAGGCCCCCCUGGUCCCCCAGGACCACCUGGAUUCUCUGCAGUUGGAAAGCCAGGCAUGCCAGGUCUACCAGGAAAGCCAGGAGAGAGAGGACUAAAUGGUGAGAAAGGAGAAGCUGGACCUGUUGGGCUCCCAGGAGCAAGAGGACCACAAGGACCGCCUGGCACUCCUGGCCCUGCAGGACUGUCUGUUCCUGGCAAGCCAGGACCACAAGGCCCUCCAGGAGCUCAAGGGCCAAGGGGCUUCCCCGGUGAGAAAGGAGAACCAGGUAUCCCUGGUAUUAAUGGACAAAAGGGAGAAAAUGGAUUUGGUGUUCCGGGCCGUCCAGGUAAUAGGGGUCUUCCAGGCCCUCAGGGACCCCGGGGUCCCCCCGGCCCUGCUGGGAUAGGGAAGCCUGGUGAAAAUGGUCUUCCAGGUCAGCCAGGUAUGAAAGGUGACAGAGGCUUACCAGGUGCACCCGGAGCAGCUGGUAUCCCAGGUCCCCAGGGUCCCCCAGGAGAACCUGGAGAAGCUGGCAUUGGCAAGCCUGGGCCAAUGGGACCACCAGGGCCAGCAGGCAUCCCCGGAGCCAAGGGACACCCUGGACCUGCAGGCUUGCCUGGAUCCCCAGGUCUUCCAGGAUUUGGAAAGCCAGGAUUGCCAGGAAUGAAGGGACAUAGGGGACCUGAAGGUCCUCCUGGGCUCCCAGGACCUAAAGGAGACCAAGGCCCAGCUGGUGUGUCAGGAGAACCAGGACCUGUCGGGCCACCAGGGAACAUGGGCCCUCAAGGACUCAAAGGCUUGCCUGGUGAGAAUGGUCUACCUGGACCCAAGGGUGACAUGGGCCCUGCAGGCUUGCCGGGAUUCCCAGGGGCCAAGGGUGAACGAGGUCUACCAGGAUUAGAUGGAAAACCAGGAUACCCAGGUGAGCAGGGUCUUGCUGGUCCUAAGGGACACCCAGGUUUCCCAGGUCCAAAAGGUGACACUGGUCACGCUGGGCUACCUGGCUUGCCUGGCCCAAUGGGUCCACAAGGAGUAAAGGGAGUUCCAGGGAUCAAUGGCGAGCCGGGCCCCAGAGGGCCUUCAGGAAUACCUGGGAUCCGAGGCCCCAUCGGCCCCCCUGGCCUGCCAGGAGCCCCUGGUGCAAAAGGUGAGCCAGGAGCACCAGGACUGCCAGGCCCAGCAGGUAUCGCUACGAAAGGAUUAAGCGGACCCAUGGGACCACCUGGACCCCCUGGGCCUAAAGGCAACAACGGAGAGCCCGGAUUGCCAGGCCCCCCAGGUCCUCCUGGUCCCCCCGGCCAAGUCCCACAGAUGCCCGAAAGCUAUGUUAAAGCAGGAGAGGCUUACAUGAAAGGAGGAGUAAACCAAGCUCUUACAGGGAUGCCAGUGUCUGCUUUCAGUGUCAUCCUCUCAAAAGCCUACCCUGGGGCGACAGUCCCCAUCAAAUUUGAUAAAAUCUUGUACAAUAGGCAGCAACACUAUGACCCCAGAACAGGAAUCUUCACCUGCAGGAUCCCUGGACUGUAUUAUUUCUCCUACCAUGUACAUGCAAAAGGAACAAAUGUCUGGGUUGCACUCUACAAAAAUGGCUCCCCACUUAUGUACACCUAUGAUGAGUACAAGAAAGGAUACCUUGACCAGGCUUCUGGCAGUGCUGUCAUUGACCUCACGGAGAACGAUCAAGUAUGGCUCCAACUGCCCAAUUCAGAAUCUAAUGGUCUCUAUUCCUCUGACUACGUUCACUCUUCUUUCUCAGGUUUCCUAUUUGCUCAUAGCUAAAAACAUCCCACUUACACUGUCCUGACACUCUCUCCUUCAGACCAUUUUAACUGGGUGCUGAUCUGAUUCGUCAUUAGCAGGUCAUGCCACUUCAAUUUUGCAACAGAAACGGAGGGAGUGAGAACGUGGAAGAGAUUGGUUCAAACUUAGUAGAAUAAUAUUGUAUGUUUUUAGAGAAUUGUCAUAAGAAAUUUGUUUCAAAUAAUGAUCAAUUGUCCAACUGAAUGCAACAUUAAAAUUUUAUGAAUUAAUAUAA